AUGAAUGCCCGAGCAGGCCUGACUUGUUCAAGACCAAUAGUUCUAGCACGACGCGACUCAAUCACCAUGAAUACAAAUCACCACCGGCAGCCUCGUAGAAAACGAGGACCACAAUUCUUAACACAUUGCUUCCUAGCCCUGGUAGUCAUGAUUGGUUUCGGCCACGGCUGCGAGCACAAUUACGAGGGACUUUUCAGCAAAUCAAGUAACCCGAUCCGCACAGCAGGGCUCAUUGAUACACAGAAAUGGAAAUGGUUCAGCCUCGAUGUCUAG
Messenger RNA from Colletotrichum higginsianum IMI 349063, 273 nucleotides. RefSeq lists its product as uncharacterized. The record is from RefSeq and is a predicted model, not a curated record. Bases 1 to 273 code for a protein of 90 amino acids. NCBI's taxonomy places the organism in Eukaryota, Fungi, Ascomycota, Sordariomycetes, Glomerellales, Glomerellaceae. The transcript is spliced from 2 exons.